This is a messenger RNA of Alnus glutinosa, 1169 nucleotides long. RefSeq lists its product as uncharacterized. NCBI's taxonomy places the organism in Eukaryota, Viridiplantae, Streptophyta, Magnoliopsida, Fagales, Betulaceae. The transcript has 10 exons. The record is from RefSeq and is a predicted model, not a curated record. Bases 255 to 959 code for a protein of 234 amino acids.
GCUCAAAUCCCCCAUUAUAGUUUGAAAAAUUUCCUUCCAAAUGUUCACUUUUGGCUACCAAAUAAUGUCUGAUGAGUUCUGAUUCCUCAUCAGGCAAGAGAGAACGAUAGAGAAGAAAGUCUCUCUCUCUUAUAUAUAUAUAUAUAUGGUGUAAUAACAAAUAUUACAGAUCCCAGCCGGCAGACCGGUGAGCACAAACCAAGAGAUCAGCCAAAGUUCUUGCAUAUCUGGGAUCAUAUAAGCAAGAUAGAUAGAUGACGCCCAACUGGGAGCUCAAGAACUGCUGCAACCAUGACCAAGUGGCGUUUCUUAUCACUGUCUCUGUCUGCACUGUUGUUAUUCUCGCGUUGUGGAGAACGAUAUUGCUGAAACCAUUCAAGCUUGUCACUGUAUUUCUUCAUGAGGCGAGUCAUGCUGUGGCAUGUAAACUUACUUGUGGUCAUGUAGAAGGGAUCAAGGUUAACGCAGAUGAAGGCGGAACCACACAGACACGUGGUGGAAUUUACUGGUUAAUCUUGCCAGCUGGAUAUCUUGGUUCAUCCUUCUGGGGCAUGGUUUUGAUACUUGCAUCUACAAAUCUUCUUACUGCAAGAAUAGCUGCAGGAUGUUUUCUUGCAGCUCUACUUGUCGUACUCUUUGUAGCUAAAAACUGGACACUUCGAGGGCUCUGUAUUGGGUUUAUUAUUUUCAUUGGCGUAAUUUGGGUUCUGCAAGAAACAACAAAAGUUCGUGUACUACGGUACAUCAUUUUGUUCAUUGGUGUGAUGAACAGCUUGUUUUCAGUUUAUGAUAUAUAUGAUGAUCUAAUAUCUCGUAGAGUUCACUCUAGUGAUGCCGAAAAAUUUGCAGAAGUGUGUCCUUGCCCUUGCAAUGGUGUUGGAUGGGGCAUUAUUUGGGGUUUAAUAUCUUUUCUGUUUCUUUGUGGAGCCAUGUACCUUGGUCUUGUGAUAUUGUCUUGAGGAUAAAAGAUUCUGGUUCAUACCAAUCUCGUUUCUUGCUUGGAAUAGUUGUUUGGAAGAUGUUCUGAUCAAGUCGAUUUCUGUAGCUUCAUUCUUUUCACCCUUACAUAAUAUGAUUUAAUGUUAACCUAUGGAAAAGGUCAUGUUAAUGAUUCAUAGUUUCAUACCUUGGAUUAGCUUGAAGCUAAAUGCAGUACAUUCGUUUGUAUU